UUCAGGGUAACUGGCAAGCUGGUCAAUGUGCCUUUCUGGAGAGGAUACAACGUUAGCGCACUCAGGUUACCCGUCUGUUUUAUUUAGCGUGUAGAUUGUGACACGGAACACAAUGGAAGAAGCACAGAAGCAAGCUGAUGUGUUUCUGGAGCUGAGGCAGCGUCUACAGAGUGGUCUUUUAGUUUUGAGGAGUGAUGUUACAGGGGACCCUUCUGACGUCGCAGUGUCCGGUGGAGACGCCUCGCUGCUGAUCAGCAUGCCCAGGGAGGUGCUUUGCGUGGAGUUGCCACCAGGGGUCACCCUUAUAGAGGGGUCCUGCAGAGAGGUGUCCAAUACACCAGGGGAGGGACUGCACCUGAGACUUCGCCUGCAGGUGGACCAGCACACAGAAGCUCCAGGGAGUGUGAUGAAGAGAGUGCAGAUUGAGAAGAGUUAUGGCUUCUCCUGUCAGAGGUGUGGGGAGAGAGUGCUGACAGAGAGGGUGUUCCAGAGAGUGCUUCCUUUGCCCAACGGGAACUGGAACGCGCUGGUAGAGGACUGGUGUUGCCACCCUGACCCCUUCGCCAACAGGAAGCUGCUGCCCAGACCGGGGGACUGCUUACUGGGUGACACCUACUUCCUGCUGGCCAGAGAUGAUGAAUGUGACCAGACACUCGCGCAGGAACCCAGCCCCGCUCCCACAGAUGUCAGUCACAACCAAGACUCCAGACAGAAGCCCAGUAGUAAGCCGUCAGUCACCUGCAGGAGCUGUGGAGCCACACUGGGAGAGGCCGUAGCUGCAGAAACACUGAAGCUCUACAUCACAGAAGUGACAGUUAUGCAGAAGGAUGAGGAGAGAGAUGACGACACAGUCAGACAAUCCAGAUGGCUCUUCCUGGAGCGGACCAUAGCUGCAAGGCUGGUGGAAUUAUCUUCUACACAAAGCAUGUUCCGCUUUUCUCUCCAGACUCCAAGUGGAAAACCAUUUAUCCUGCUCUGGCUCCUGAACACUGACUCCCUCGUCGCCUCGCACUCCUCUCCAGCCGUCGGCAGUGACGCCUCCGUCGUUCCUGGAGAUGGGCUCCACAUCCAGCAUCGAUCAUGCGCAGCCAGCAGCGCCAUCAAAGUCCUCUAUCUGCUGUGCGCACCCAGCAUGCACCAGGACAUCACAGAUGCCUGGGAGAAGGACGUUGGUGUUCACCCCCUGGUCCUGCCCCAAACUACAUGCCAGGAGGUGAUGCAUCUGUUGACCGCCAGCACUUCCCGUCUCCCUCCACCUCUGCGCAGAAUGAACUCCUAUCAGGUGGCGUUUAUGAGACUGUGAGGUCACACCUUGAUCAUUCCUGGUCUGUGGGUUCUCGCAGAGUUCAGGGUCAUGCCCUCCAGAUGUUACCAUGGACCUCAAAGAAAAGUGUUUGAAAUGAACCAUU
Messenger RNA from Megalops cyprinoides (Indo-Pacific tarpon), 1409 nucleotides. It is a transcript of the gene ube3d, whose product is annotated as ubiquitin protein ligase E3D. Gene Ontology annotation, molecular function: cyclin binding; ubiquitin conjugating enzyme binding; ubiquitin protein ligase activity. The record is from RefSeq and is a predicted model, not a curated record. Lineage: Eukaryota; Metazoa; Chordata; Actinopteri; Elopiformes; Megalopidae. The transcript has 10 exons. Gene Ontology annotation, cellular component: cytosol; ubiquitin ligase complex; nucleus. Bases 113 to 1303 code for a protein of 396 amino acids. Gene Ontology annotation, biological process: protein polyubiquitination; protein autoubiquitination; protein monoubiquitination.